Messenger RNA from Mangifera indica (mango), 738 nucleotides. RefSeq names its product late embryogenesis abundant protein 2. The annotation marks the transcript as partial. The record is from RefSeq and is a predicted model, not a curated record. Lineage: Eukaryota; Viridiplantae; Streptophyta; Magnoliopsida; Sapindales; Anacardiaceae. The transcript has 2 exons.
AGAAAUUUUAGCAGUAUUCAGUUGAAUUUAAGCAGUUUCAGAAAGAAAACUAUCGCAUCUGAAGAUCAGAGCUAUAGAGCCGGUGAAGCCCGAGGCCAGUCUGAGGAGAGGACUAUCCAGAUGAUGGAAAGCAUGAAGGAUAAGGCAAGAGAAACCAAGGAUAAGACUGCCGAGACCGCGCACGCAGCCAAAGAGAAGACGGCCCAGGCAGCCCAAGCAGCCAAAGAGAAGAUCGCCCAGACAGCCCAAGCAGCCAAAGAGAAGACAGCUCAGACGGCCCAGUCGGCCAAAGAGAAGGGCUCGGAGACCACAGAGGCAGCGAAGCAGAAGACGCAGGAGACAGCCCUGGCGGCUCGAGAGAAGGCCGAAGCUGGGAAGGAGAAGACGGGUGGCAUACUCCAGAAGACUAGAGACCAAGUGAAAAGCAUGGCUCAAGGUGCUGCAGGGGCAGUGAAGCAUACUUUCGGGUUUGACAGCACUGGUGAUGAUCAUGAGUAUGGAAAUAAUAAGACCACAACAAAUACCACUACUUAGAGGAGGGAAUAUUAAUAGAUUAGUGUUUAAAUAUGCAACAAGUUGUUCGUUUGUGCUGUGUCUGUUUUAACCUCUAAAGGGCAUGUUUUUGUGUCUCUUCAUGAGCUGUAAAUGAAGGAAUAUUAUCUUAAAAUCGUUUGUGUUUUUAGACUUGCACAGAGUCCCUUCUUUACUGGUGAAUAAAAGUGGGUUAAUUUCUGUUUU